Messenger RNA from Girardinichthys multiradiatus, 6430 nucleotides. Its product is annotated as nck-associated protein 5-like. The record is from RefSeq and is a predicted model, not a curated record. Gene Ontology annotation, cellular component: microtubule plus-end. The transcript is spliced from 14 exons. Bases 431 to 4642 code for a protein of 1403 amino acids. Lineage: Eukaryota; Metazoa; Chordata; Actinopteri; Cyprinodontiformes; Goodeidae. Gene Ontology annotation, biological process: microtubule bundle formation; microtubule depolymerization.
GGGUUUCACUGAGGCGCUGCUGCUGCUGCUGCUGCUGCUGCUUGCUGCAGACUGAUAGAGGAGAAGCCUGUCAUCAGGUCUGAAAUUAAAAACCAUGUAGAUUUGAUCCCGUCUCUGUCACAUCUGGAUCCCUGAACAGCUGCAGACAGAGGAUGAGGAUGCGGAUGGAUGCUAGGAUCCAUGAAACCAGGAUGUCUCCCACCGAUCUGACCCAUAUUGUAGAGUCGUGGCUCUUCGGGUUAUCUGCCAAAGUGAUGCAGACGACGAACCUCUGCAGAGAUCGCUCAGCCUGCUGACUCUGCUGGCAUCUGUCUCUGCAGAAACACACAGCAUCGCCAUCAAGUCUGAUCCAGAAUAAUACUCCCAGGCUGGUGAAACAUCUGAGUGCUGAGAGAAGAAAAGGGUGCAGCCUUAGCUGGGUGAACAGCAGAUGGUGACACUGCAGCAGCACUUCUCCAGCAUGGAGGAGACUGUGCGAUCACUUCUACAGAACCAGGACUCAAUGGAAGGACCCAAAGUGGACCCACUGGACUUAAUGAAGGCAUACAAGGAUAAACUCCUGGAGGAGAUGUGGAAGCAGCAGGACAGUCUGGAGGGUCCCACGGCGGCGGAGACACCAUCUUCACCGGAGGCUGGCGGCGGCUCAGAGGAUGACUCAAAGGACAGCAAUCCUCUGCUUGAGCGCCUUCGAGCACUGGAGGCGGAGAACUCUGCCCUGUCCAUGGAAAAUGACAACCAGAGGAAGCAGUAUGAACGCUGCUUGGAUGAGGUGGCUAACCAGGUGGUGCAGGCCCUCCUCACACAAAAGGACUUGAAAGAAGAAUGUGUGAAGCUGCGGACCCGUGUGUUUGACUUGGAGCAGCAGAACCGAAUCCUGAGCGUCUUGUUUCAGCAACGUGUCAAAACGUCCUCAGCUCCUGUCUCCCAGGAUGUCCAAAGAAAUGGAAAAGCAAAAAGUAUUGCUGCAGGAAGAUGGCCCAGCCUGCUGAGCCUCACAUGCCCACGCAGCAGUGGAAGCGGCAGUGGCAGCGAGCUCUCACUUUCCAGUGCCUGCAGUGAAUACUCCAGUGGGUCUCAUACUUGGGCAGACGGACGUGGCUUCUCCAAGCAGUGUGCCUCCAGUCGCGACAAGCGGAUGAGUACAGCCUCAGUAUCCAGCAAUCAUUCAGUAUUCAUUGAGCAAACUGACUUGGAAUGGAAAGAGGGCCAUAUUCUGAAAGGCCUAAAGCAUCUUCAAAUGAACAAGUCCAAAGUGGCAACCUCAGCUGCAGCUGUACCACACUGCAAAGACUGCAUGACCUCAAAUGAGGGGAUAUAUUCUUCUGGUGUCAAGUCGCGCCAACAAGGUUCUGCUGCUAAGAAAACUCCAACAAGUAAACCUUUCAUAGCUGAAGCACGGGCUUCCAUCCAAGACUCUGAUAAUCCAGAUGAGGAAUCACCUAAAUUACCUAAGAGAGAAUCUGGUGACCAAGCAACAAAAGAACAUCUUCAUUUGGACACAUUGGAGGUUUCUGGGGAUGAUGACAAAGAUUCUCAAGAAGACUCGAUUCUUCCAGCUAAUUCUGGUCCUUUCCCUUCACCUGACUUUGACAGCUUCCUAUUUUUAGAGGGCCCCACUGUCAAACCUGGUGUGAGUCCAACAGACAGCCUUACAAAAUCUGACGGAAUCAACAAGAACUCCUUAGAUAAAAACAUAUCAUCAGUUGUAAAAAUCAGCGACAGGAAUAAUAACCAAGAACGGUCCACUGAUCGUAAAUCUAGACUUGAUUGUAACAAGAGACAACAAGGCAGACUUCCUAUCAAACAAACAGAAGCAGAGACAAAUGAUGUUAGCUCGUUGGGUCAGCAUUCUGCAACAAGAGUUCUAAGCUGCAUGAAUGAAGCCAGACAGCGAAGCUCCUCAAUGGAAGUGCCUCACUGCAGAGACCAGGCAAAUCCAACCAGUCAGGAAAGCAGGGAUUGGACCAGCUCAGAAUCUCCACAGAGAAAACCUAAACCUCAGUUCUGUGAAUCGGCAAGGAAGGCUUUUAUUCUGAGAAGCAAGAGUGCAGAUGGGGGCCAAGAACAACUUAAGCAUACACAUUCUCCUCUACACCAAAAGCUUAUCAAGGGUCAAAGGCCCAAAGGACAGGCAAAUUCAAAUUCUGCAGGGCAUAGUGUUCCUAGCAAAAGGGUUAACCCCCACGGUUCAAGUAAGUGUACAUUACCUAAAACUGAAAAAGAUCUAGAUGUUUCAGCUGCAGUGGGUUUUGAGUCUCUUGAGAGUGUGCAACAGCUGUCUCCACUUGCAUCUCCUGUAAAACAGUCAAAGAUUCUUAAGUCACCAGGCAUCAAGGACAGCCUGAAGAGUCCAACAAAAAAAGCCGCUAGAGUGUCAAGCGAUGACUCUGUUGAAGAGAGCAUCUAUGACAACCUGCCCUGUUCACCACGUAAACAGAGACGCCAAGAACAACACUGCGAUACGUUCAGAUCAGAGCGCAGGUCCCCAUCUCCACCACUACCACCAGGUCGAAGUACUUCGCUUCUCCUUAGAACCAGCUCUGAAAGUGCAGCCAAAGACAAAAAACUGGCAAGUCAGACUCAAAGUCAUACCACUGGCAAGCUAUCAUCAGCCAUGGCCAAGACGAAUACUGACAUCGGCUCUGUUUUAGAGACUCAACAAUCCAACAUAAUAAAAGAUAAUCAACAUGCUGAUCUGCAAAUGAAAGAUAUCCCUGUAAAAAUCUACUUUAUCAAUCCAUCAAAGAUUCCCCAUGUGCCCGGUCAAGAAUCACAAGCCUCAGAUUCAGUUCAGCUGGAUAGAAACACCACAUGCCUCAAUGAAAAUGGAGCUCCAAGUAUAUCAACAAGUCAGAGCAUCCUACAAAGAUCCCCACAGAGUAUUAGUGAGCCAAAACUUUCCGAAGUCUUGCCUACCACGUUCUCUAAUGUUUACUACCAUGGGAUUCCCAGUAAUCCCCAGACUUCCACCUCAAAUGCUAUUAAAAGGACGCUUCCUGUGAACGCUAAAUCUCACGAAGCAAUCUCUGGACAGAACACCAGCACCUUCCUGAUAUUUGGAAGACAAAGUAAAGAAGAUGCAAAGAGUCUUCAGACCUUUCAAACGUUUACAUGUGAUCCCCAAGUGAUGCAUGAAUAUGGUGCACGGGAGAAACCUUGCAGGAAGAUUGAGACCCGCUGUAACUCCCUGGAUUCUCAGCCUCUUCAGCCUGUUGCAUCUGACACCAGUGGGAUGUUAGAUUGGGGAUUUGAUGAGGAAGGUUGGCUGUUUAAACGGUCUGUUUCUGUAUCUACUAGACCUCUUCUUAAGCCAGUACUGGGCAUGAAUGGAGCUAAGGCUCGUAGUCAGAGCUUUGGUGCACGCUACAUGGACAGACCAAGCUUCAACAGAUCUGGAAAGGUCCGCACCCAGAUCAAAACCCAUUCAGGGAGCUCACUGAAUUCUCUUGGGGAUGUCCUUCCAGGUAGUAUGAGCUGCUCCAGCAGCUACCACUGUCCAAUGAAUAGAUCCCUUUUAAAUAACUUUUUGAUUGAAGAAGGAUUGACCGUCCCAUCACAUUUGGGGUCUUCCAGUGAAAGACUUCAAAGUUUAAAACUCCAGCGAGAACAGGCUAGGCGCCUUCAGAUCGAGCAACAGUUUUCAAGCGCCUUUGGAGAGCCAGUCUCUGAGGAACCUGAGAGACAAAGCAUUAUAACCACCAUCGAAGAGAAGGUGAUGCUUGGAAUUGAGGAGAACUUGCACAAGUCACAGGAGCAUGAGAAAACGAAUGAAGUAAAGCAAAAGUCUGGCUCCAGCAUUGCAAGUUGGUUUGGUUUUCGUAAGAGUAAACUUCCUGCUCCAACCAGCAAAAAGACUGAUCCACCAAAAGUAAAAGAAGAAAAGCGGGAACAAAAGAUUACAUCUCUGCUGGGGGGAAAGAGUACAAAGACAGACAAAAAGAAAGACAGACGAAAAAGUGAUGGAAAAGAGUGCUCUGUGGGAAUGAGAGAAUCCCAUGAUGCAGUACGGGCUUGCAUCUCAAUGCCCUGUCCAGGAAUGUCCCUCAGUGAGAUCCAAGGACAUGCUAACAUCAUAGGGGACCCUCAGAUGAUGAACCGAAGACCUGAUGUUGAAAAUGGCUCCAGUGUGAAGAGCCUCAGCCAGGAUGCAGUAAUAGGCUCAGGUUGCAAGAUGCGGACGUUGGACAGUGGAAUCGGGACUAUUCCCCUCCCAGAAUCCUGUUCCUUCUUCUCCUCCAUCCUCAACUUCCUACCCAAAUCCUCGUCAAUCCCCGAACGGUCCCUCAGUCCUCCCAGUGUUCCGGGUUCCUCCAGUGAAGAUGUGUCCCCUUCCCCAUUACCCCGAUGGAGGGUACCUUCCAGCUUAAAGGACAGCAGCCACGCAGGAGUUCCGACCUCCCUGUCCGACUCCUCCAUGAUCCAUAUCCCAGCAGUGCCUUUCCCCACUGUGGCCUUCCUCCAGCCUCUUCAUCCCUUGUCUGAACCCAUUAUGACCCCAGCCAGUUUGUGUGAUACCCAGAGCAGGCUGCCCACAACAACCAGAGGUGGGACGGCACCUAAGAAGCUGACUCAUAUCAAUCCCAAAACACAAACCACUACAAACCAACCGAAAGGACAGACAAGACUUCAGCUUGCUAACUAGGUCCUGAAGCUGAAUGUGUAAACCUGAAUCUGUCUGUUGGAAUCAUCUCCUCUCCUGACACAGAAGAUCUCUACAGGAAUCCCACAGUUUGAACACGGAGCAUCGGCGUAUCAGGAAGGAGCUUCCAGUUCAGGACAAAGAGGACAAAGUUUGGUACCGAAGGCUUCUCCCGCUGUUCUCAGCGCUGAGAUACAGAACACCCUUUCAGGUGUGCUCACAAACCCACUGGCUGCCAUUUUGGAGGUCUGCAACUUUUUGGAUUUUGCUGUGAAACAAAAAACACUAACACUCUGCCCCAAAUGUUCGCUAAUUCACCCACUCAUCAUAUUGUCUUCAUUAUAUCAAGGAGCAAGAACCAGAGAGAGGUAGCCAGGUGUUUUUGUAUAGUUGUACACUAGGUAUGACUUUUUAAUGUCACAUACUGUAAACACAUCGCAGCAGGAUCCUCCCAGGGACAAAAAUCUAAAAUCUAGGACAUAAUUCUGCUGAAAAGUGAGCUGCACAUCACAUCUGUCUUCAUGUCACUAACAUGGGUUUAAUCACAUAAAUCAGACUUCAGCUGGUAUCCUUUUCUUUGUGCUAAAUAAACUCAGACUAAAACCAUAUUACAUCCUUCAAAAACUACUGAAUAUUAGCAAUGAGAAUUCAUUAAAUAAACCAAACAGCUGUUUGCAAUCAUCCGGUUCAGAUGCACCCUGCUUUUAAAUUUACGUUGCUUUCUGUUGUCCUGUGAGGUCCAGAUGCCUGUCCUAAAACCAAUGGGUUUUUACUGGUUUUUGUCAGUGAUCAGGCUAACUACCAUUAGCAACACAAGCUAGUCACUCAUGCACUAAAGGAGCAUGUUUUCUAACAGAUGUGUUUACAUGAUUUAUUGUGAUACUACCUGUCAGAAGUGCAGAUAAAUUAUUUUCUUCUGCAGUUAUCAUUGGAAUGUUUAAAACUUAUUUCUUACAUCAUUUCAGAACAAUAAUCUCUUGAAAUCCCUAAAAACAGGUUGAUAAAGACACAAACAGCUGAAAGUCUGUUAACGCAUUUUUAAAAGUCUCAUAAUUAUAAUAAUUACUCAUGCUUAUGUUAGCGUUAUAUUUUCUUUUUAAUAUUUGAUUGCAGAUCAUUUUUGUUGUAUUUUCUAUUGAACGUGUGACAAUGAAGCACAUCAACUUAAUUUGCUUUUAAAUAUGAUAGAAAGAUUUAUUUAGCUUUAAGAUUAGCAAGCUAAUAUUAGCAGUAGCACUAAAUGCUCUUAUUUAUUUUAAUAAAACGUACAGAAGAAAAUGUUCAAACUAUAAAAUCUAUACAUUAUUUGUGUUGCAUAAAUUUAAAUUAAACUCAGCUUUAACAUUUUGUGAUUGUUUAUAACAGAUUUAUAUUUGCAUGAAGGUUUACUGAAAGUCCAGCCAGCCUUAUCUGCACCUUUCAUUCAAAUGCAAACAGCGUUUGUAAUAAAAAAGAACAAAGAUAUGUUUUCCAAUUGAGAGUUUUAAAAACAGAAAUUAUGUACGAAUCCUCUUGCACAUCUUCACUAAAGCUUCGAGUACUUCGUAAACCACAGGAAAAGGUUCUGGUACAAGUUGUCACCUUUAUCAUUGAAAGAUGAUUGAACCUCGUCUGAAGAGACUCUUUCUCCGAGUCUUCUUCCCUUUAUGUCUUCUUCCCGGUUGUGUUGUGAGGCUCGAGGUUAUUGCCCCCUGAUAAUCAUGGCAGCUUUUUAAACUAAGUCCUCCUCAUGUAACAGUUUAAUGUUGCAUAAAACAGUUGAAAUGAAUAAAUAAACUAGUGUUCUGCUGA